This is a messenger RNA of Gadus morhua (Atlantic cod), 4623 nucleotides long. Its product is annotated as stromal interaction molecule 2. Gene Ontology annotation, biological process: activation of store-operated calcium channel activity; intracellular calcium ion homeostasis; store-operated calcium entry. Bases 728 to 3829 code for a protein of 1033 amino acids. Gene Ontology annotation, molecular function: calcium channel regulator activity; calcium ion binding; protein binding. Lineage: Eukaryota; Metazoa; Chordata; Actinopteri; Gadiformes; Gadidae. The transcript has 12 exons. Gene Ontology annotation, cellular component: endoplasmic reticulum; plasma membrane. The record is from RefSeq and is a predicted model, not a curated record.
CGUCAAUUCCGCGGAGGAACGUCCUAUACCGGUGUCAACUUCUGUUACACACCGACCGAGGGAUGGAAAGAAAACUGAACGACGGCGGCAUGCUAUAUGAUGGACAAGAGGGAAGCGUUGACGUCACCGUGAGAGCAGGACAGUUUGAGCCGGACCUAAGAGGUUGUUUACAGUGAGCCGAGCUACGAUAUGAACUUGAACCGCUGUGCGUCCUAGUCGCACCACAACGCCUUUAAGGAUUUAUUGGAUUUAUUUUAGGUUGCACUGCUCUUUUUUUGUUUGUUGUGUCCAUUCGUAUGGAUUUAACGCUGGGCAGGAAUGACUAUAAUCUGGAUAUGGACUACCCGCCCCCGAGCCAUUUUACGCACAGCUCUUCAGGGAGUCGUCUGUGACCGCAGCAGCUCCAGUGACAGUUGUGCCCAAGCCAGACAUAAGUAUUAUAUACACGAGUUUCCAAAUCGUCUUAAUUUGUCUUCAGCUGCCCAUUUUUCAUAAGAAGACUUGGUAAAACACAAGAACAAUCUCGUCGCUGGUUAUCUAAAGUUGAUCAUUGGUAACCUAUCUAGUGUCCGUUUUGGAGAUGCUGUUAAUAGCAACACAGAUCGCUUAACGCUUGCGGGCACAGACGCUACGUGCUACAUUUUGUGUCACUGCUGCACAUUUGUUGGUUUGGCUUUUAUUCCCAGGGGAUUUAUUCCCAGGGCUUUCUCGGCCUGUAUACUCUGAGAUGUUGCUACUUUCCCCGCUGCUCUUCUUUUUCCUGCGCUCCGCGCUCUUGAUCGCCACGCGUGGGGUGGACGUCGGCGGCGCGCACAAUGAAGACCACCGCGGGUUCGUCUUCCCCGGGGGGAGCGGGGGCGCGGGUUUCGAGCCCAUAGACCUGUGCAUGAUGGUCUCCCCGCCCUGCGUGAGCGAGGCGGACCGCUACAGCCUGGAGGCCCUGCGCAGCAUACACCAGAUGAUGGAUGACGACCACGAUGGAGGCAUCGAAGUCGAGGAGAGUGUGGAGUUCAUCAUCGAGGACAUGAAAGAGCAGCAGACCAACAAGCACAGCCACCUGCACCGAGAGGACCAGCACAUCACUGUGGAGGAGCUCUGGAGGGGAUGGAAGUCCUCCGAGGUCCACAACUGGACUCAGGACGCUGUGCUGCGCUGGCUGAAGGGCUUCGUUGAGCUGCCCCAGUACGAGAGGAACUUCAUGGACUUCAAAGUGAACGGGAACACACUCCCCAGGAUCGCAGCCAAUGAACCAGCCUUCCUCAGUGGCCACCUCAGAAUCCAGGACCAAAGGGACAAGCAGAAGCUUAACAUCAAGGCUCUGGAUGUAGUGCUGUUUGGACCACCCACACGUCCUCCUCACAAUUACAUGAAGGACCUGCUGCUGAUUGUUUCCGUGGUGAUGGGGAUCGGAGGGUGCUGGUUCGCACAGACCCAGAACAAAGUGAGCAAGAUCCACAUCUCCAAGAUGAUGAAGGACCUGGACAGUCUGCAGCGUGCCGAGCUCAGUCUCCAGGAGCUGCAGGAGCAGCUGGAGCGAGCGCAGGAGGAGAAGCGUAACGUGGCGGAGGAGAAGCACCACCUGGAGGAGAAGAUGAGGGACGAGAUCAUGGGGGCUCAGCAGGAGGCCCACCGGCUCCACCGGCUGAGGCAGGGCGCCGUCACCGAGCUCAGCCGCCUGCGCUACGCAGAGGAGGAGCUGGAGCAGGUGCGCGGGGCGCUGAAGCAGGCGGAGAAGGACAUGCAGCUCAGCUGCUCGGCCUCCGAGGGCCUGCAGCUCUGGCUCCAGCUCACCCACGAGGUGGAGGUCCAGUACUACAGCGUCAAGAGGCAGAGCGCAGAGCUACAGCUGGCCUCCGCAAAGGAAGAGGCGGAGAAGAUCAAGAAGAAGAGAAGCUCUCUGCUGGGGACUCUUCACGUGGCGCACAGCUCCUCCCUGGACCAGGUGGACCACAAGAUACUGGAGGCCAAGAACGCCCUCUCCGACGUGACCGCCUGCCUGCGCGAACGCCUCCACCGCUGGCAGCAGGUUGAGCGUCUGUGCGGCUUCCCCAUCUUCAGGAACGCUGGCCUGGCCCACCUCACUGCCAUGCUGUACUCGGAGCCCGUCCCGGUCCCCGUGAGCCGGGGCCAGGCCUCGUACUCCUGCCAGAGCUCCCUGCAUGGCUCCAUGGAGGACCUGAUGGAGGACUCCUCCGCCUCCAUCAUGUCUCAGAUGCCAGGAUCGUCCCUGAAGCGCUCACCUCGGCCUCGGGGCUCCGUCAUCUGUCGACUGCGUCGGCCCGGUGUCAUCGUCCCGCCCCAAGCAACCAUGAUCUCCUCAGACCCGGACCUCCUCAUCCCCAUUAGAGCGCCGAUGCCCCGUUCAGAAGACGAAGAGGGGCGCUUCAUCAACCCCAACAGACCACCACACAUGAAACAGAGUUCCCUUGAGUUGUAUCCAGACACAGAUUACAUGGUUCCGGGAAGCAGAACCUAUCCCAGCUCCUCCUCCAAUGACUCCUCCAGAAAGCUUUAUAGGGAUGAAGCUAUGGAGCCGUUUGCAGACGCCUCCAUCAGGAAGACCAGCACUACAGAAUUGGAGGCUUCCAUUGAGCCUCCAGUCCAAAAGAUCUCUGUGGGGGAGGUUGAAGCAUCUGUAGAACUUGCCCAAAGAAAAGGGAAAGAUAAACCCAUUGAGACUCCUGGGCUGCACAUGCCUGAGGAGGCUACUGAAUCGACAAUGGACAGUGGCUUUAGGAGGAAAUCCAACGAGAGGAAUGAAGAUUCACUGGAGAGCCAUGGGAGGAAGAUACUAUCUAAUGACCCAGAAGCUGAUGUAGAAUUUGCACCUCGCAGAACAGACGUACUAGACUCUGCUUCGAGGAACAUUUACAGAGAUAGAAGUGAUUUAUCACAGGAUGCUCCAAAUAGAAAGACGCUUUUGAAUCAACCGGAUGCAUUGGUGGAUGUGGCAGCGAGGAGGCUAACCAGAAAUAUGAUGGGAUCUUCAAUGGACAGCGGCUGCAGAAAACUGCAGAGGGAAGGGGCAGAGCAAAUACGUGACUCCAACCCGAGAAAAUUAACCAGGGACUCAAUGGGAAUGUCUAUGGACACAGGAGUUAGGAGGUUGGCUUGGAACAAGACAGACAUGUUUCAGUUUGAGUCUCUUGUGAGAGGUGUGCCGAAAGAUAAGUUGCCUGAGAGCAUCCCCGCCAGAAAGAUAUCCAGAGAGGAGCUGGAGUAUUGUGCAGCAAGGACAGCGAGAGAUGAAUAUGAGAUGGGUGUCGGCUCACUAUUGCGAACGACACCUCGGGAAAAGAUGGACAUUGCUGUCGAUGCACCCACAGGGAAGGUCUGCUGGGAUAAAGCUGAUGUUGAAACGGCAAAGCAACGGGUCCUUAGGGAGUCCGAGUUCUUGGUGCACCCUGAAGCCAACACGUGUCCCAGUAGGAUGGGUCAGCCGGACCUGACCUUAACGUCUCCAUGGAAACAACAACCCUCCGACCUGAUGGCCCCCGGCCCGUUGUGCCAGCUCGUGUACGACGGCAUACUGGAGAAGUCCUGCCCCUCGGCGGGGCCCGGCCUGAGGGAACUGUCUGCGUCGACGCCCAACCUGCCCCAGAGCCCACUGGGAGGAGAGGGGGCCUCACUGCCAGCUCCAGCACAAUCAGGACCACCACCCGUCCCACCAAGGGCCUCCCACUCUGCUACGACCAGGCACGUCCCUGAAGGAGAGGAACGGAGCAAGGACAGAGACAAGGGCAAGAAGUCCUCAAAGCUGAAGAACCUGUUUAAAAAGAAAAAGGACUGCGCUCCAGAAAGACUGGAGGGUGGCCUGCAGAAACUAUAACUCUCGUUGUUUCGAUUUUGUGAAACUUGACGUUUAGACUUUAUCUGAACAAUAUAAUUUAGCUCUUCCUUUUAGUCCUAGAUUAUCAAACGGCCGAUGGAGCCGGUGCCCCUGGGACCUCUGUUUUUAUUAAUGUGUAUGUGUUGAAAUACAAACCAAUGAAUGCAGAGGUCACGUAUUUGCAAAUCAAGAAAAAUAUGAUGAUUGGUUUGCAGGCUGUUUCAGUAUCAUGAUGGUGGACGAAGCGAGUUGACCCGUGACCUUGGGAAUUUGGAUAAGGGAAGGGUGGGAAGGUUUUACUAAUGUUAACUGAGCUGAGAAUAGACAACCUUAAAUUAAGUUGCAUAAAGUUAGGUGUGAACCAGGGGCAUCUGAUCAUGUAUGCCUUAUCGAAUAGGAAUAUCUAGUGUUUUCCUUGUAAGCUUUUCUCAAAUUUACAUCACAAGUGAUGAGCAUAUAAUGGACAAUCCUAAUUUCAGGUACUUAUUCUUGUCUACAAGUUGUGACAAGAAUAUUUUGUGACAACAUAAAUAGAUAUCAUUGGGUUUCUGGGGAAAACAUUACAUCUCUAUGCCAGGAUGUGAAUAUGUAGGAAAUCCUGUAUGAUCAGAUGUACUUGUUACAUAUAUAAUUGUUCGCUACAUGUCUAUACGCAGAACAGUAUAAAUCGAUUACUGUGUGUGUGUGCGUGUGAGCAUGUGUGCGCGCGUGUGUGUGUGUGUGUGUGUGUGUGUGUGUGUGUGUGUGUGUGUGUGUGUGUGUGUGUGUGUGUGAUGUGAGAAUCUGAAUCAUUG